Dermochelys coriacea (leatherback sea turtle) is the source of this 3269-nucleotide messenger RNA. RefSeq names its product NCCRP1, F-box associated domain containing (gene NCCRP1). The transcript has 6 exons. Gene Ontology annotation, molecular function: ubiquitin protein ligase activity. Gene Ontology annotation, cellular component: cytoplasm; SCF ubiquitin ligase complex. The record is from RefSeq and is a predicted model, not a curated record. Lineage: Eukaryota; Metazoa; Chordata; Testudines; Dermochelyidae. The coding region runs from base 2238 to 2969 and encodes 243 amino acids. Gene Ontology annotation, biological process: SCF-dependent proteasomal ubiquitin-dependent protein catabolic process; glycoprotein catabolic process.
CCGGGCCCCUCUCACACAGCAACCGCUGGGUCUGUGGGUGGGUGCUGGGCAGGGGCGAAUCUUGGGCUAUUACUCGAUGGGGGGGGGGGGAAGGCUGGCUUUCUAUCUCCCCUGAGCCCCCCUGUAGAAUGUGACAAGGGGGCAGCACCUGAGAUGCUCGGUUGGGCCCCUGUGGCUGCAAGUGGCCAGUGGCCCAGGGGGCAGGUAGCCCAUGGAAGCUCCUGUGGAAGCCGGGUCAGGUGCUUGGGCUGGCUCACAGGCACAAACACACACACGCACGCGCCAUGGGGCUGUUUUUGCACAAGGUUAAUCGCUCUCGGUUUGCAUUUAAUGACUCGGGGUUUGUUUUUCUUUGAUUUGAUGUAUUUAUAGGGGGGGGUAUUUCUCAACAUUCUCCCCCCCCAUCUGUGAUGCUGGGGCCAGGGUUGUGGUCCUGGGGGCUGUGAGGGAGCCGAGGUGCUAAUUAAAGCACUCACCCCGCCCGCCCCGUGUCUCCCAUGUCUGGUUUUGUGCAGGGGGAGGGGCUGAGUGUUAGAACUAGGAGUGUGUGUGUGUGUGGGGUUAUGAGCCCCCAUUUGUCCUUCUGAACCCUCCCCCCUGGCUUGUCCCCCUACACUCCUCCAAAAGGCUGUUGAGAGCCCCCAUUGGCUUUGGCUGGGGGAGGCAGGUGCUUGAAAUUCGGGGGGAGGGACGAGUGUGGGGGAGGGGGCGGCUUGACAUAGCCUCCUGCCUAGUUGUAGGUGCCGGAGGCUCAGAAAGGCAGGGUGUCCCCUCUCCGCCACCCCCCCCCCCCAUGCCAGUCAUAGCCGGGGGGAGAUGCAUCCCUUAAAUCUGGGCUGGCUGAGACCCGUGCCAAGACUAUCACCUCUUCCCUGGGGGCCGAGUCCCUGCUGGCUCUGGCCCCCCUGCUGGGGCUGCAAGGGGGCUCCCAGCUUGAUUCCCCAGGCCCACCUGCCCCCCUUUUGUGGAGGGACAGGGCCCUCAGGCCUUCCUCUUGCUGGGGUGCAGGGGGGCAGUGAGUCCCCCUGCAUUCGGCAUCAGCUCCCUUAGCCCUUUGAUUUCAUCCCACCUGGUCCCAGGUCCCUGCUCGUCCCCUCACCUGGUGGGACACCCCCGUGGAAGGGCUGCUGACCACACUGGCCCCUGGCUACUAGGAGCAGGGGAGGUGGGGGUUAAGUCAAUCCUGGGGCCGCUCAGUCAGGCGGGGCCUGGCUCCCUCUCUGCCCUGCUGUAUGUGGCUGCCACAAGGGCCCAGCGGGGGGACCCAAAGCCGGGACCCGCACACCGGUGCUGCAGCCCCCCGAGGGGCUGCUGGGUGAUUCCAGCCCCCACCCUUGUGCCCGUGCCAGUCGCAAUAAAUCCCUUAGCGGGAAGGCUCAAGCGGUCAGGCCGGCCCUCAGCUAGUUGGGGCGUUGCUGUUAGCUGUGAUGUUCUGCCCCAGCCCUGGCCGCAUCUCUGGGCAUCACGCACUCGGUGAAAGGGCUGGGAGCUGCUAGAAACAAGGCUGCUUCUGCGUCCCGCUGGCCCUUUGUCUGAGUGGGAGGGAGCAGCUGCAAGGGCCCAGCCGGCGCCAGGAAUCUGGGGUGUCAAGGAAGAAACCGUGAGAGGUGCUGGCCCGGGCGCCUGGCUUCCUUUGUUCUGCUGGGGCUGGGUCAACAGGUUCUGAUCCCUGAGCUGGUUUGUUUCAAACCACUUCCUGGUGGAGGGUGCAGGCCCCUGCCCCCAUGGAGCUGGAGUUGGCCCAGGUCCCAUCAGCACCCCCCCCCGCCCCUUCUCUUCUCUUCCUAGCUCUGGGCAGGAGUGGCUUAGAGGAUGGGGGAGGGGAUGGCUAGGACUCCUGGGUUCCUGUCCCAGCUCUGGGAAGGGGUGUGUGUUGGGGAAGGCAGAGUUGGGGAGCCCGGGGCUGGGCUAGCAGGGGGCUGUGGGUCAGGAGUGAGGGGCCCCAGCAGAGCUGGGACCCUCCGGCGCUGCAGAGCCGAACUCCCCUUGGGGCUGCACCUCUGUGGCUUGCACAACAUGUGUGUACGUGUCCUGCCUGUCCACAGCCCGGGUCCUCACCUCCCCACCCUCACUGCGGCUGGAUCCCCCAUCCCGAGGUUGCCCCACCAACCUUCCUGUCCCUCCUCCCCUACCCCAGCCGCGUCCCGCCCUGGGCAGGGUGGGACUGGGGCGGCCCGGGCAGGAAUCCCAGCUCCCAGUCUCCCUCCUCCAGCCCCGAGUACCUGCAACCCCUCGGGAUGGCGUCCCAGCAGCUGCAGGCCCAGAUCUUGCCCCUCUCCCCUGGGGCCCAGCCGUGGGGCUGGCAGCAGCAGUUCGAAGGGGCCUGGGAGCUGGGCCGCAGGGGGGUUCCCCUGCCCAAGGACCCUGACUGGAAAGCCCUGUGCGAGCGCAAGCCCUUCGAGAGGAACCUGCUGCAGAGCCCCAACCCCGAAGGUGUGAACAUUUCAGAGCCAGCUCCCCACCUGCCACCCAACAGCCCCCAGGUGCCACUGGAGUCCUUGGGUAAUUUCAGCGGCUGGGCCAUUAGCACCGAGAAGCUGCCUCCUCAGAUGGCUGGCAAGAAGCCCGGCUCUGAGGCUCCGCGCUUCAGCUGGUGCGUGAAACAGCAGCGGGUGGACCUGCUGGCGGAGGGGCUGUGGGAAGAGCUCCUGGACUCCUACCAGCCGAACAUCACCGUCAUGGACUGGUACGAGGACAGCCGGCUGGCUGGGAUCGUUUACCAGCUGCACGUCUGGCUGCUGGCCGGCAACGGGCAGACGCCCCUGCAGGAAUUCCACCACGAGGGCCCCGAGCACGGGGCAUCCCUGGAGAAGAAGAACUGGUGCCAUGUUUCCCACGUUUUCCACGGCUAUGGGCCGGGAGCGCGCUAUGUCCAUUUCCAGCACCGGACCUUGGACGCCGAGACGCAGGGCGGGCUCUGCCGCACCAGAGCGACGGACAGCAGCGUCUCCGUGCAGCUGCGGGACUGACGGAUGGACGGGCCAGCAGCCGGGGGCGGGCGCGGUUCGGUUUCUGUUCCCCCGGAGGGCUGACGACAGCACCCAGGCAAAGGUCGGUGCUGGAUUCACUGGGAGCUGAGAGCCCUGCCCCCUCUCUGUGCCCUGGGGGCAAAGCUGGGGCUGGGUGGGGCCUGUCAGAUCAGCCUUGCUGCUUGGAUGGCUCCAAAGAAAAAGGGAUUAAUAAAAAUUCCUGAGGGGAGUGGGGUCUAGUGGUUAGAGCAGUGGGUCUGGGAGCCAGGACUCCUGGCUUCUAUGCCCAGCUCUGGGAGG